This is a messenger RNA of Castor canadensis (American beaver), 1169 nucleotides long. RefSeq names its product ubiquitin conjugating enzyme E2 I (gene Ube2i). The record is from RefSeq and is a predicted model, not a curated record. Lineage: Eukaryota; Metazoa; Chordata; Mammalia; Rodentia; Castoridae.
CGCCCGCCUGGGUCCUGCGCUCGGGGCUGCGCGCGGCGGGCGCGGAGGGAAGUCCCGAGACAAAGGAGCGCCGCCGCCUCUGCCGCCGCGACGCGCCGGGCCGCGGCCGCCCAGGGACUUUGAAUAUGUCGGGGAUCGCCCUCAGCAGACUCGCCCAGGAGAGAAAGGCUUGGAGAAAAGACCACCCAUUUGGCUUUGUGGCUGUCCCAACAAAGAAUCCCGACGGCACGAUGAACCUGAUGAACUGGGAGUGUGCCAUCCCUGGAAAGAAGGGGACUCCAUGGGAAGGAGGCUUGUUCAAACUGCGGAUGCUUUUCAAAGAUGAUUAUCCAUCCUCACCACCGAAAUGUAAAUUUGAGCCACCACUAUUUCACCCAAAUGUAUACCCUUCGGGUACAGUGUGCCUGUCCAUCCUGGAGGAAGACAAAGACUGGAGGCCGGCCAUCACGAUCAAACAGAUCUUAUUAGGAAUACAGGAACUUCUAAAUGAACCAAAUAUCCAAGACCCAGCUCAAGCAGAGGCCUACACGAUUUACUGCCAAAACAGAGUGGAAUAUGAGAAAAGGGUUCGAGCACAAGCCAAGAAGUUUGCGCCCUCAUAAGCAGCAACCCUGUGGCACCGUAAAAAGGAAGGGAUUGGUUUGGCAAGAACUUGUUUACAACCUUUUGCAAAUCUAAGUCGCUCCGUACAAUUACUAGUCGCCUGGGAGGGUUGGGCGGGCGCCAUUUUCCAUUUCCACCACUGGCACACAGUUCUCGAUUCGCUGAAUUGCCCCAGUUUUUCAUACAGGGUCUCUUCCUUCAGUCUUUUGUAUUUUUGAUUGUUAUGUAAAACUUGCUUUUAUUUUAAUAUUGAUGUCAGUAUUUCAACUGCUGUAAAAUGAUAAACUUUUAUACUUGGAUAAGCCCCUAGGAGCUAGUUCCUUCCUCUCGGAUGCAGGCAUGCUUCACACCAUUCAGUGCUCUCUGUAGCCUCUAGCUGGCUGUAUGAAAAACGAUCACACUCGCCCUUCCCUCCCCACCUUAAUUCGUUCUCUUCAAAACCUGGGCUGUUGCUAUGAGCCUCAGAUCCAAAGUCAGCCAGCGUCUCCAUUCUGCACCACUUCCUUUGUGUUUAUAUGGCGUUUUGUCUGUGUUGCUGUUUAGAGUAAAUAAACUGUUUAUAUAAA